This is a messenger RNA of Soboliphyme baturini, 1923 nucleotides long. NCBI's taxonomy places the organism in Eukaryota, Metazoa, Nematoda, Enoplea, Dioctophymatida, Soboliphymatidae. The record is from the annotation of a GenBank genome assembly.
AUGCGUGACUUUUUCCCGGCAAGUGAAAGCGGCAAAAUUUUCAAGGCGAGGUCACUCUUGAACACUGUUCGGUUAUGGCGAGGUAUCGAUCGAUCUGCUUUUGCCCACGAUUACCUCACUUCAUUUGGUUACUUGCCUCGGAGUAACCCGGAAAUUAGCAACCUCCGCCGGGAAGAUGCAGUGAAGAAGGCGUUGAGUCGGCUGCAGCAGUUCGCCGGUUUGCCAGUUACCGGCAACCUGGAUGAUGCGACUAAGAAGUUGAUGAAGACCAAGCGAUGCGGCCUACCUGACGUGCCAUAUCCUCAGCGACGAUACCGUCGGUACACGUUGCAAGGCUCGAAAUGGCCCAGGACCAAUCUUACGUACAAGCAGAUGGUGGAUGGGCGAGCCGAAGAUUUAUGGCUGAUCGGUAGAAAUUUAUGUAAAGUUGAGAAGAGUCAGCAUGAUUGUGAACAUUUGGACGUAGUCACUGAUCGUAACUCACUCUACGAAAUGGCUGACGUCAGCGCAGCGUCAAAGUCAGCAGCGAACCUCGGCACAGACGUUUACAACGAAAGCUUUCGUAUCGUCAUAAUCGCUACCCAUACCAACCAUCUCGGUCUCGGUCGAACGAGGAGGAUAGUCCACGAUGCGUUGCAGAUCUGGGCCGAUGCCUCAUCCCUUACUUUCACCGAAGUCGCUGACCACAACGCGGACAUCGUCGUCGAUUUCUUCAGGCAGGACCAUGGCGACGGUUACCCGUUCGAUGGUCCGAACGUCGUGUUGGCGCAUGCCUUCUUUCCGGGUUUCGGACGGGGCGGCGACGCGCACUUCGACGAUGACGAGGUGUGGACGGACGGCGAAGAAGAGAACAACAUGGUGAACCUUUUCUCGGUGGCUGUACACGAAUUUGGCCACAGCCUUGGAAUGGGUCACUCGAAGGUUCGAGAAUCGCUCAUGUUUCCGUAUUACACCGGCUACAUGGAAAACUUUAAACUAUCCAGCGACGACAUAUACGGAAUCCAAAGAUUAUAUGGUAAUGGUGGCCACGUACAGGUGGAACCACCGGUUGUUGUUACUGAUCAUGAAGACAGCGACGAAACAACGACCACGCGAAGCAGUGAGGACGUAGAUGUCACAGCGACCUCGUCUGCGCCUUUACCUAACACCACCGCAAAGACGCCGUCACUGACGGAGGUGUGCGAAUCGUCGAUGGAUGCGGUUGCUAGGAUCAGAAACGAAGUGUUUGUGUUUAAGAAUAAGUACUUUUGGCGGGUCGACGACUUUGGUUACCUGAUAGAAAGCCCGACAGAAAUCGAUCGUUUUUGGUACGGAUUUAACGAGGUUGUCGAUCAUGUCGAUGCCGUGUACGAGCGACCAGGAAUGGACAAAAUCAUGUUUUUCGUCGGUCGCAAGUACUGGGAGUUCAGUGCGAACAUCGCGAGACCUGGCUACCCUCGAAAUAUCUCGUCGCUCGGUCUGCCUGCAUACGUGAACAAGAUCGAUGCGGCGUUCGUGUGGGAGUACAACGACAAGACAUAUUUUUUCGCCGGUGAUGAGUACUGGCGCUUCAACGAGGAGACGGGGACCGUUGACGCCGAUUAUCCCCGUAAGCUUAGUAUCUGGGAAGGAGUGCCUCAUUCGGUGGAUGCAGCGUUUACGGAUCACGAAGGAGUGACAUACUUCUUCAAGAAUGACGUCGUUCUGCGGUUCAACAGCUACUUCAUGAGGGUGGAGAACGACUACCCGACGGACUUGCGGUCGUUCUGGAAACACUGUCAGCCGAGUCGACAAAGGCACGGAGGCGGCGACAGCGGCCUGUUGUCGACAGCAGCUGCUUCAGGGACCUUAGCUCGAUCGUCACCUUCUUACCGGUUGUUGUCUGCCACCGCCGUCGCGUUACUGACGCUCGCUUGGUUUUCUGUCAUCACGUCUGCUCGAUGA